CGUCAUUCAGUGAGGGUGAACUUCGGAAGCGCGGCACGGUCAAUCGGUGGCGGCGGCAACAGACACAACAUCAGGCAAUAGAGUAGGAGCGAUAGGAAUAGAUAUGACAGACAAUUCCCCAAAGAUCGGGUACGUUCAACGCGAUCAUGCCUCUCUCUUGAUCGCAGGACCUGAUGCUGCUUAGGAAAAUAUUCAUCGGCGGCUUGUCCUAUGAAACCACGGACGAGAAACUGCGAUCAUAUUUUGGCGCGUACGGGACAGUGACGGACGCCGUCGUGAUGAAGGACCCGAUAUCGCGGCGAUCGCGGGGUUUUGGCUUCAUCACGUAUGCCGAUCCUGGCUGCGUCGAUAGGGCCUUGGCGCAGCCAAAUCACGUGUUAGACAAUCGUAGGGUCGAGGCAAAACGGGCAGUUCCUCGAGCUGAGAGUGCGCGUGACGCCAGUAGUACAACAUCGUCCCGAGGAGGUCCCGCAAGCGCCGCGUCGUCGUCAAAUGGCGGUGUUGCAGGGUUGUCAAGCAGUGCGAGCAGCGGUGGCGGAGCUGCCACGAAGAAGAUCUUUGUGGGCGGGUUGCAUUACGAGACCAAAGACGGUACACGACGUACCUCUCCCCAAGCUGUCGUCGUGAUUGUGAUUGAGUAGCCGAGUUCAAAAAGUACUUUUCACAGUAUGGCAAGGUCGUGAGUGCUGAAGUGAUGUUCAACCGCGAAACCAACAAGUCGCGCGGGUUUGGGUUUGUCAUUUUCGAAACGGAGCACAGCGUCGACCUGGUGUUGCAGGACGGAGGCCACGUCCUCGACGGCAAGUCGGUUGAAGUGAAGCGCGCUGUGCCCCGGACAGACGCGCCGCCUCCCAGCAGCAGCAGCAGCAGCGGGGUCCCGUCGGUGGCCAUUCACACCCAGGCGGCGGUGUCCACAUCCCGAGGUUCGUUCAGCGACGACCUGUCGUCCACCCCCAAGCACCUCUUGAGUCCCCGAUCCAACCCCCCCGCGUCCCCCGCGAGUCCGGCUCCGUUGGCUUCUGUGGGCACGUUUGGCGGGUACGCAGCGGCUGUGCGGUAUGGCGGAGGUCGAGUGGGGCAUUCUUCUUUAGCGCAUGGGGCUCCGCCAGGGCUGGGGGAGAUUGAAGCCGGUCUGGAUGGGCUGACGAUGGACACAUUCGGCUCGCAGCAGCAACACCGCCAUGGCCCUGACCAAAGCCGCUUGUUUCGCACACACGGGGACGGGUACGGCCACCACCACCAUCCUUCGUACUUGUCCCAGCACGAGUAUGUGGCACCACAUCAACUUGCGCCGCAGUGGCAGCAACGGCACCAGCAACACCAACCUCCGCCGCACUGGCAACAACCACAGCAGCAGCAGCAGCACUCGUGGCCAUCGGAUGACCACCAUCUUCCGCUGCGAGCGUCGUCGGUCGACUCGAAUGUGUUUAGCAUGUUUACGCCGCCGCCCCAUCGCGCGGCCCCGCCACCACCCCCCCCCACCGCGGCGCCGUCAUCGUCCCCUACUCCACCUCCGCGAUGGGACCAAGGCGGGUUUCAAUUUGGGGGCCUAGGGGGAGGGUUCACACGGACCAACACCUCCCCCCCCACGUCCUUUGACAGAUAUGGCGGAACAGGGGCGCCUGUUCCCCCGUCGUUGACGAGGCUCGCGCUGGACGACGACGAGAUUCCGCCGCUGCGGUUUGGCGACCCCGCGUAUUUGGGUAUCGACGCACGACAACAUAGCACCAGUACCAGCCAUCCCACCCAGCCAAAUCCGACGGCGGGCCACUAUCUCUAUGAGCGCCAUGAAGACGAUACCCACAGCGGCGGUGGCUAUUACACCCAGUAUAGAUAAGCCAAGACAGUAGAUACACGAGUAGUAAGUAGUAAGUAGGCAACCACCACAAAACAUUGUUAACUGCUACCACAGUUUGAUGUGAAAUA
Aphanomyces astaci is the source of this 1926-nucleotide messenger RNA. RefSeq lists its product as hypothetical. Gene Ontology annotation, molecular function: RNA binding. The transcript is spliced from 4 exons. Bases 695 to 1837 code for a protein of 380 amino acids. Lineage: Eukaryota; Oomycota; Saprolegniomycetes; Saprolegniales; Verrucalvaceae. The record is from RefSeq and is a predicted model, not a curated record.